Messenger RNA from Acanthopagrus latus (yellowfin seabream), 1998 nucleotides. Its product is annotated as echinoderm microtubule-associated protein-like 1. The record is from RefSeq and is a predicted model, not a curated record. The transcript is spliced from 8 exons. Bases 513 to 1445 code for a protein of 310 amino acids. Lineage: Eukaryota; Metazoa; Chordata; Actinopteri; Spariformes; Sparidae.
GUGUUCAGCGCACUCAUCUGCGGAAAUAGGAGUUGCACGAGAAGACGUUCAUUUGGUUACAAUGGCAGAGGAAAUGCAAAAUGUAACAGCUCGCUGUGCUAAAAAGGCAAGGAAAAGAAAGCCUGAGGCAGAAAAGGCUGCGACGAAAAAGGCUCUGGAUAAAGAAAGAAGUCGGACCGAGUCAACAUCUGUGCGGUGUUUGAGUGUUGGAGACAGCUGGGGCAUGUGAAGGACCUGAGAAGUGAUGCAGAGGUUGCUCUCUUUCUGCUGGACAGUCCUCUCCUGAGCUUCAGAUGGCUUACCAGGUCCUUAAUCCGUCCUCUGAGUGACAUCACCAUCUCCUCGCACACUCCUCACGGGACAGCCGGAGGAGUGAGGAAAAGGAGAAGGAGGGAGGGGAAAGCGAGACGGGGGUUGGCUACUGGUGGUUCAGGCAAGGUGAAUUAAAGCCCAGGAGACUCAGGAGGAGCGCACAGGAAUCGCUCCGGACACACUUUAAUCCAGGGGGGGCGAUGGCUGCGGGGACACUGGAGGGGGACUCACACAUGGAGGAGCUGCUGGACCAGGACCAGGACCAGGACCAGGACCAGGGCCUGGGGAUGGAGGAGACGGACCACGGCCUGCUGAGGAGGCCCUCGAUGAAGGAGAGCUACCACAGCGACUCCCUGCUGGCACCCGACACCGACUUCAUGACAGAUGACCGCAGCUCGGCAGCCAGCGGCCUGGACGUGGCCGACCGGCUGACCUAUCUGGAGCAGAGGAUGCAGAUGCAGGAGGAUGAGAUCCAGCUGUUGAAGAUGGCGCUGGCCGACGUCCUCAAGAGGCUCAACAUCUCCGAGGAGCACCACGCUGCCGCCGCCGCUGGCAGGAGGCCGGCAGGGGCUAAAGCGAGGCCAGUGUCCCUCGCUCUGCCCUCCAGACCGCCCAUGGUGACCUCCAGCACCGCCUCCGUGAAGAAGAGCGCCACGCUGCCCUCCAGCUCCACGGCCAGGAACUACAGCCCAACGCCACCUCGGAGCGGUGUGAAGAGCCCACUCGGCAGUGUGAAGGACGGAGCCUGUAAGACGGCUACGUCACGACCCACGUCCUCCGCCUCCACCUGUAAGAAACCUCAGGACAGCGGCAAGUCCAAGGAGGCUGCAGUGAGCGUAGGGUCGAGGCGUGUGACACACUGCAAAGUGACUAUGCAGAUCUAUCUGAGCCCCCUCACAAGAAAGACUGGGUCUUCUGAGGCCGCCAAGUCGGCGGCGGCGGUGCCAGCCAACAGCGGGCCCGCGGCCGCGCCUCAGGUGAAGGUGAGCAGCAGGCCGCCGGGGAAGAAGACGACCCCGUCCUUCACCUUGAACCUGCAGAAGACAACAUCCAGCCAGAACGCAGCGCAGGAAGUGUCCAGCUACAAGAGCCCGCUCAAAUCCCCCAGCCAGUACUUUCAGAUCUGCUACUGAGGCGAGCGACCCGGGGGGAAGACUCUGGUUAACCGAACAAAACCAAAACACAAUCAUAAAAAAGUCAAUCACACUGCAAAUAAAGACUCUGAGUGACGUGAUUUCUCCUGAUUCGUACAACACCAGCACUUGCAGCAUUUUGUUUAUUCCAUAAUUACUUAUUUCAAAGAUAGUCUGAAUGUUUUUCUGCUUUUUUAAAAAAAAUUUUUAGCCUCCUCAGAGGAAACAAUGUUGCCGUAGAUCCGUGUUAAACCUGCGUACCGUCUCACUGAGUGUUUGCUGUAAACGUUCCCUCCGUCUCACCGAGUCACGUGAAGUUUUGAAUUUGUGCGUCUGUAGUUGUUUGAGCGCCGGCUGCGUGAUGAAGGAGGGAGACGCUGGUGUUUGAUCACAGUGAGUGUGUGUCACUGAGUGUGUCUGCGUGUGUGCUGUGAUGUUCGUAGAUUAGUCGUUGAUGUUGAAAGCAGAACUAAUGUACAGGACGUUCCAGAAUCAGACAAGAACAGGCUCAUUUUUUAGUUCAGGAGGAAACAAUAAAGAACUAUGAACACUU